Molecule: messenger RNA, 1694 nt
Organism: Cuculus canorus (common cuckoo)
Lineage: Eukaryota; Metazoa; Chordata; Aves; Cuculiformes; Cuculidae
Gene: ERLEC1
Product: endoplasmic reticulum lectin 1
Exons: 14
Coding region: 63-1475 (470 amino acids)
Biological process (GO): endoplasmic reticulum unfolded protein response; retrograde protein transport, ER to cytosol
Cellular component (GO): endoplasmic reticulum lumen
Source: RefSeq, a predicted model, not a curated record
GCCUCGGCCCGUCCGCGGCUCAGGCCCCGCCCCCGGAAGCGGACGUGGCGGCGCGGCCCGGCAUGGGGGGCGGCCGGCACCGCGCGCUGCUCUGCGGCCUCCUGGCCGUGGCCGCCGUGGCCGAGGGCGGACGCGCCCUCCCGCACCUCAGCGACGACGUGCCCUUCAGGGUCAACUGGCCCGGCACCGAUUUCAGCCUGCCUACAACUGGUGUCCUGUACAAAGAGGAUAACUACAUUAUAAUGACCACUGUGGAUAAAGAAAAAUAUAAAUGUAUACUUCCGCUGGUAGCCAGUGGCAAUGAGGAAGAAGAAAAGGAUUACAGAGGUCCUACUCCAGGAGAAUUGCUGGAACCUCUUUUUAAGCAAAGUAGCUGUUCAUAUAGAAUUGAAUCUUACUGGACUUACGAGGUGUGCCAUGGAAAGCACAUCCGUCAGUACCACGAGGAGAAGGAAACGGGACAGAAAAUUAACAUCCAGGAAUACUAUCUGGGUAAUAUGAUGAUGAAGAACCCAUUAUCAGAACCAGAUCGAGAAGAGAAGGAAAAUCCAAAAGAGAGUACAAAAGAGAUACCUACAAAAAAUAUAGAAGGGCAGAUGACUCCGUACUAUCCUGUAGAAAUGGGAAACGGCACGCCUUGUAGCUUGAGACAAAACUUGCCCAGAUCCAGUACAGUGAUGUACAUCUGUCAUCCAGAAGCUAAACACGAGAUUCUUUCAGUGGCAGAAGUUACAACCUGUGAAUAUGAAGUAGUUAUAUUGACUCCUCUGCUAUGCAACCAUCCUAAAUAUAGGUUCAGGGCCUCCCCUGUGAAUGACAUCUUUUGCCAGUCUCUGCCGGGAUCCCCACUGAAACCCCAUAAUCUGGAACAGCUGGAGAAACAGCAAGAAAUGAUGAAGAUGCCUUUUAGAAGAAUUAAGGAGGAAGAAAUGCAUUCUACAAAAGAAGAGAAAUUUUCUUCCAUUCACAAGCCUGUUGCUGUUGGAAGCCAUCAGCUGUUAACUGUGGGAACGACCCACAUCUCCAAACUGACCGAUGACCAACUCAUAAAGGAAUUUCUUAGUGGUUCCUACUGCUUCCAUGGGGGUGUUGGCUGGUGGAAGUACGAAUUCUGCUAUGGCAAAUAUGUUCAUCAGUAUCAUGAGGAUAAAGAAAGUGGCAGGACUUCAGUGGUUGUUGGUACCUGGAACAAGGAGGAACACAUUGAAUGGUCCAAGAAGAAUGCUGCUAGAACGUACUACCUGAGAGAAGACGGCACACAGACAGUUCGGAUGGUGUCUCAUUUCUAUGGAAAUGGAGAUGUUUGCGACUUAACAGACAAGCCAAGAUGUAAAGAAUCUGAUUCCCCUCAUGCUGUGACCAUAUACAUGUUAGAGCCUCAUUCUUGCCAAUACAUCCUUGGGGUGGAGUCUCCAGUCAUCUGCAAAAUUCUGGAUACAGCGGAUGAGCAUGGGCUUCUCUCUGUGCCCAGCUAAAGCCCAUGAAGCCCACAAGCCAUAGCUGUCAGCAACCCCGCUGGCGUUCUCCACGCGAACAUCGCGCCUGUCAGAUGACAAAGGCAGAGAGAACUUGUAGCCAACCAACCUCACCAGCAGAAUUCUAUGAGAUGAGGGACUCGUGAACCACUUUGUGUAUAACUAUGUGUAUAUAAGAGGUUAUCGAUAAACUUUUAAUGAUUAAAAUCUUGUCUUGCA